AUGAAGCUUAAGGCUUUAAAGAAGCAACAUAUGGCAAUCAGUAACACAGUACAAAAGUUAAAUAUGACCUUCAGUGUGCAACUCCUUGCUACGAUAACCAUAAUUUUUUGUCAUAUGAAUAUUGAAUUGUAUUCCAGUCUAUUACAUUGGCAUGAUGGAUUGGUCAUUAAAUUGGAUAAACAAAUUGGUAAGAUGAUCUUAAAUUCAAUGACGUAUUACAUUAUAAAAAUCACAUUUAUUAUGUGGGUCUGCGAGACCGGCAAGAAUCAGGCUCAAGAAAUCCGCACUACGAUUCACGACGUACUUAACAGCACCAGAGAUGAGCAAAUCAAACAUGAGUUGCAGUUGUUUUCCUUACAAACAAUGCACUGCAAAAAUACAUUUUCCGCUAAAGGUUUCAAUAUGGAUGCAACGUUUCUUACUACAGUGAGUAAUAGAGCGUUUGCUUUUAUUAAUAAAAUGUUUCUCUUUAUUUUUUUCAUCUUCGUUUUAGAUGACGG
Messenger RNA from Wasmannia auropunctata (little fire ant), 500 nucleotides. RefSeq names its product putative gustatory receptor 28b. The record is from RefSeq and is a predicted model, not a curated record. Gene Ontology annotation, cellular component: membrane. The transcript is spliced from 2 exons. The annotation marks the transcript as partial. Gene Ontology annotation, biological process: sensory perception of taste. Lineage: Eukaryota; Metazoa; Arthropoda; Insecta; Hymenoptera; Formicidae.